AUGUAUUUGAUAUUAUUUGUGAUACUAGUAGUAUAUGUUCCAUACAAACUCAUAACAACGGUAUGGCCACAUCAUUUAUUAAUUCCUAGUCAAAACUGGAGGGAGAAAAUAUCACACGUUGUUAAAUACCCUAAACCAAUUUAUUUGAAAGUUGGAACUAAACGAUCAAGUUAUCGUCGUAGAUUGAUUUUAGCUAGUGAGAAUCCUGCCUUUUAUACCAAUUUUGUAAAUAAUAAAUUGAAAAUAGAUCCCAAUGAUUGCAAGAAUGGAGAUGAAUUUCUUAAUGAAAUGAGUAGAAGGGAUAUUGACGAUCCACAACGUCGUAUAAUUUAUGGAUUUUUCCAUCCAUAUGCUAAUAAUGGUGGUGGUGGAGAAAGAGUAUUAUGGCAGGCUGUUAAGGCAACAUUAUUGGCUGAUGAUAGGAAUAUUUGUGCCAUAUACACCACUAACAUUGAAGCAGAACCAUUAGCUAUUUUGAACAAAGCAGAAACCAAAUUUCAAAUUGAUGGAUUAGAUCGUUCAAGAGUUGUUUUCAUUUAUUUAAGAAGGUUUAACAAUUUGAUAGAUGGGAACUAUUGGAAACAUUUUACAUUAAUUGGACAAUUAUUUGGAGGGAUAGUAUUAAGUCUUGAAGCCAUGUAUGAAUUGUCUCCAGAUAUAUGGAUUGAUACCAUGGGUUUACCAAGUAGUUAUUUGCUUGUUUCGCUUUCUUUGAAAAUACCAAUUCUUGCAUACACUCAUUUCCCAAUAUUACAAGAAGAUAUGUUUGGUAAAUUGAAAUUCCAGAAACUAAAAGAUUUGACAAAGUUUAAUUUUAUUAAAUUUAGUGAUUAUUUUUCAUUAGGGAAAUUUUUUUAUUGGUCGGUAUUAUACUAUUUUUAUGUUUACUUAGGUUCCAAAAUUGAUAUUGCUUUAGCAAAUGGAAGUUGGACAUUUAAUCAUUUAUCCAAAAUUUGGGUUUUUAAUACUGCUUUUGGUAAUGUUUUGGAUGUAUUAUAUCCUCCAUGUGGCACCGAAUUUUUAAUCAAAGAAGCUAAUUUAAACAAACCCAGAUCUAACAAAUUGUUGUAUUUGGCUCAAUUCCGUCCUGAAAAACGUCAUGAUUUAUUGUUGAAAGAAUAUUCCAGUUUUUUGUCGAAUAAUUUCCCCAAUGUGACAGAAGUCCCCAGUGCAAUUCCAACUUUAGUAUUUGCCGGAUCAUGUCGAACUGCUGAUGAUACUGCAACUUUGAAAUCUUUGCAGGAACAAGUUGCCAAAUUAGACUUGUUACGAUUUGUCGAAUUUAGAAUAGAUAUAUCUUAUGAUGAAGUGGUUGAAUUAUUAUCCACUUGCAAAUUUGGUCUUAAUGCAAUGUGGAACGAACAUUUUGGUAUUGGAGUGGUCGAAUAUAUGGCAAGAGGAUGUAUCCCCAUAGUUCAUGCUUCAGCUGGUCCAUUAUUAGAUAUGAUAGGAAGAAAUGAUCAAGAAGAAGAAAGUUUAACCAAUUGGAAAACUGAAGCUGGAUUUUUCUUUAAAAGUUAUGAUGAUCCAGAUCUCGAUCCAAAAUUUCAAGAAAAUACUGAAACAGGUUACAUUACUUUUGAAUUAUUUGACACACUUAUUCAAUAUCCUACAUUUGAGACAUUAUUAAAAGAAUUAUAUGUCAAUGACCCUGCUCUUAUUGAAGAUUCAAAGUUAAUUAAAAUGAGACAAAUAGAUCAAACUCGAGUCGCAGAAAAGUUUUCAAACAAAGCUUUCAAUAAGAAAUGGAUUGAAUACAUCAAUGAUUUGAAUUCUUUAGAAAAGCAAUACAGAGAAGAGAAAAGAACUAAAGUGGAAAAAGUGUAUUGA
Messenger RNA from Candida dubliniensis CD36, 1830 nucleotides. RefSeq names its product alpha-1,2-mannosyltransferase (gene ALG11). Gene Ontology annotation, cellular component: endoplasmic reticulum membrane. Gene Ontology annotation, biological process: protein N-linked glycosylation. Bases 1 to 1830 code for a protein of 609 amino acids. Gene Ontology annotation, molecular function: GDP-Man:Man(3)GlcNAc(2)-PP-Dol alpha-1,2-mannosyltransferase activity. The record is from RefSeq and is a predicted model, not a curated record. The transcript has a single exon. Lineage: Eukaryota; Fungi; Ascomycota; Pichiomycetes; Serinales; Debaryomycetaceae.